CAAUUAGCACCGGGCACCGAGCGUUGACCGGCAACUGCACGACGUAGCCGGAGCGCUCUGCGCCCCAAAGGCGUUCACCGGACGCCCCACCUUGCGUUAUACCACCAUGUCUACGCAGGUGAAGACCAUGAAGCCCGUCCAGCUUACGCCGUUCGCUUCCGCGCUCGCAGGCGCUCUCGGUGCAUGCUUCAGUACUGCCGUCGUAUACCCCCUAGAUGUGGCGAAGACGCGCAUCCAGGCAUUACCGUCUGACGGCCCGAAGACGAAGGCGGACGUCUCCAUGCUCCGCGUUCUGCUCAGGGUAUACAAGCGCGAGGGGAUCAUGGGCUGGUACCGUGGCUUCGCAGCGACGAUGCUCAAUACCUUCUCCAUGCAAUACGCCUACUUUUUCUUCUACGCCUUCGUCCGGAGCUCCUACAUCGCUCGCCUCCGCCGCAACGCACCCAAAGGCUCCGCCCUCCCCCCGCUCUCCACCGCUGCCGAGCUGCUGUUGGGUGCCAUCGCCGGCGCGCUCGCCCAGAUCUUCACCAUCCCCGUCUCUGUCAUCGCCACCCGCCAACAGGUCGGCCGCCCCGACCGCGCGCGCUCCGGCGCCUCCACCCCCCGCACCACCAUUGACCCCGCCACCGGGCUCGCCACCGGCCCCGACGAGGACUCCUUCCUCUCCGUCGCGCGCGAGAUCAUCGAGGAGGAGGGCUACGCGGGCCUCUGGCUCGGGCUGCGGCCCGGGCUCGUGCUGACUGUGAACCCGGCGAUCACGUACGGGAUGUACGAGCGCGUGAAGAGCCUGCUGCUGCUCGCGAAGGAGAAGGCGGGGAACGGCGUGUCGCGGAGCAUGACGCCCGCGCAGACGUUUGCGGUCGGCGCGCUGAGCAAGACGCUGGCGACGGUCGUGACGUAUCCGUAUAUCAUGGCGAAGGUGAGGAUACAGGCGCGCAGUGCGGACGCGGAGGCGGCGGCGGAGCAGCACAGGGAGGCGCCGAGGCCGCACGAGCAGCAUCACAAGGACCAUUCGAGGCACGUAGGGGCGCUCGAUGUCCUUAAGCGGGUGUACAAGAGGGAGGGCGUGGCUGGGUGGUAUCAGGGCAUGCAAUCACAAAUCACGAAGGCGGUCUUGUCCCAAGCGUUGCUGUUCCUGACGAAGGAGCAGUUUGAACGCUGGGCUCUGGCUAUCAUUCUCUUAAUCUCAAGAUUCUUCAGAUGAUCUCAGGAUUUGGGUAGUAGUUUGGCUGCAAUGUAAUGACGCAUGAAUUCAUCUCGAGGUGAAGAACUGGA
Schizophyllum commune H4-8 is the source of this 1275-nucleotide messenger RNA. Its product is annotated as mitochondrial carrier. The coding region runs from base 107 to 1204 and encodes 365 amino acids. The record is from RefSeq and is a predicted model, not a curated record. Lineage: Eukaryota; Fungi; Basidiomycota; Agaricomycetes; Agaricales; Schizophyllaceae. The transcript has 5 exons. Gene Ontology annotation, biological process: transmembrane transport.